Molecule: messenger RNA, 1110 nt
Organism: Microthlaspi erraticum
Lineage: Eukaryota; Viridiplantae; Streptophyta; Magnoliopsida; Brassicales; Brassicaceae
Source: the annotation of a GenBank genome assembly
AUGCUAGACACAGCUAGCAAUGGGAACUUCCUCAACCAGGAUGUAGAUGAUGGCUGGCAACUUGUGGAGAACAUAGCUAACUCAAAUGGAAGCUAUGGAGAAGAGUAUGAUCGCACCAACCGGAGCUCGACCCACCACUCGAUCGAGUCAGACGAAAAGUUGAGAAAAGAUGUUAAGGCAUUGAAUGAGAAGUUGGAUAAGCUGAUCCUAGCUCAGUCCACAAUGAAGAAAGUCAACUUUGUGUCUGCUGAGGAGAUGGAACCAGUCCAAGAAGGGGAGGAUACACAAUUUGCUGAGGUGUGCUACAUGAGCAAUGGGCAAGGAGGUUACAACAAAGGAUACUAUAACUACAAGUCCAACCCUGCCAUGUCAUACCGCAACACUGAUGUUGCUAACCCUCAGGACCAAGUAUAUCCUCAACAACAAGCAGCUCGAUCGAGUCAGGUGCCACAACAUGGGUAUGGUCAAAAGAACAAUUACCAAGGACCACAAGGCACUUUCCCUGGACAACAAAUGAAUAUCCCACCAGGCUUCCCCCACCAACCGCCCCAGCCUGCACCUUCACAAGAGAAUGAGCUCAAAGCAAUGCUAAAGCAACUACUUCAAGGGCAAGCUGAUGGGGUAGUGGACACAAGCAAGAAGCUAGCUGAAAUAAACUCUAAGAUCGAGAACCUCAACACAAGGGUUUACUCUCUGGAGAAUCAUGCUUCUUCUGUUGCUGCUGCUACAAAGCAAGGACAACUACCUGGUAAAGCUAUUCAGAACCCCAAGGAACAGUGCAAAGAGAUUGUUGCUGCUGAGGCUCCUGGAGUCCAGAUUGAUCAACCAGAAGUGCAUGCACCUACUGUGGCCAUUCACACUUCACCAGUUGAGCUCGCACGACAAGCUCGAUCGGCAGCUCGAUCGAGUCCAACUCUAGCUCGAUCGAGUCCGACCUCUUAUGUCCGACAGCCUGUUUUGCUUGAUCCUUAUCAAGGAAGCCACACACAUUUCAACGAUGAAGAAGAGGAGGAGAGGAGCCACAAGCUCGAUCGAGUGAGCCGCAAGAGGCAACCCCAGUUGCAUGGAGCGCUCCUGAUGGCCGUCUCCCAUCUCCAGACCACGACCUAG